Molecule: messenger RNA, 2293 nt
Organism: Micropterus salmoides (largemouth bass)
Lineage: Eukaryota; Metazoa; Chordata; Actinopteri; Centrarchiformes; Centrarchidae
Product: tapasin-like
Exons: 8
Coding region: 126-1460 (444 amino acids)
Biological process (GO): antigen processing and presentation of endogenous peptide antigen via MHC class I
Cellular component (GO): membrane
Source: RefSeq, a predicted model, not a curated record
ACUCGCCUAUCUGAAAGUGAAAGUAAAAUGAAACUGGAGUUGAAGGGGAAACCCAUCGAGCCAAACUGAUUUUAGUUCGUGGGAUAGCAACGAAGAGCUUCACUGGACUGCAAACAGAAGACAUCAUGACUGACUUCUCUAACGUUACAAUCUACAAACUGUCCCUGGUUGCAGUUUUCUGCUUCAUCCAAGCCUGCAGCAGCAGCUGUCCAGUGUUGGAGUGCUGGUUUGUGCAGGAGAAGGCGGGUCGAGGAGGAGGUUUAACUGCAGCAACAACCCAGGAGAAAUCCCUGCUCCACAUCAGAACGGAUGCACACAGCCACAGUGCAGAGUCCCAACAGACUCCAUCCGACAUCAACCCUGACAGAGUCUACUUCAUUACCGACCCAGCUGGCACUCUCUGCCACCGCUCUCUGAACCCUCCCAAAGGCUCUGUCAAGAAGCCCCAGUGUGAGGUCAACCCCUUCCUGCCGCAGCCCUCCACUCUGAAAUGGGUUGCUCCGCUCACAGACUCCGCCUUCAGCCCCAAAUACCUGCAAGCUGAUUGGUUUUCAACUGCCCUUCGUGGGCUCAACGAACAGAUGACCAUUUCCAAUAUCAUGCGUGCUCCCACAGCGUCCAAAGAGCAGGACGUGAUUCUGAGUGUAACCAGUAAAACGGUCUCAGUGCAGUCCAGACUCGGGGAACCCGUGCUGCUGGACUGCGGCUUCUGGGCCGACCCCUCCUCGCCUCUAUCCGGGUCGGGUUUUGCAGUAGAGUGGCGCUACCAGUUCAGAGGCGACGGACGACUGGUUCUGGCUUACGACGGCAAGACGGACCGCUUGGCUGAUACACAAGAGGAAGGGGCCGCGCUGGACUUUGAGGCUUUGCACAAGAAUGGAAAUGCAUCCCUGAUCCUGCAGGAGGCGAAAGUGCGUCACUCUGGGAUGUAUAUUUGCUCAGUGUAUCUUCCGUACCUUGUAUCUCAGGUGGCGGUGGAGCUUGAGAUUGUAGAACCUCCAUCCCUCUCCAUCUACCCCUCCCCUCUACCCCUCGCUGUUCCCGGCCAGACUUUGACCGUCCAGUGUGAGGCGUCCGGCUUUGCCCCCCUUUCCCUGGAACUGAGCUGGGAGUUUAAAGGCGCCGAUGGGAAGUCCAGGCCUCUGGGCUCAAGCAGCGUAACGGGCCACAGGCAGGCCUGGGAUGGAACCUAUAGCCAGAGCUCCCGGCUGGAGAUUGACACGACUAACCUGGACCUGGGCAGAGGAGGGGAGGUCACCUGUGUGGCUGUCCAUCUUGGAGGCACACGACGGGCCAGCGUGACCCUCAAUGUCAUUGGGUUCAGUGCUCCCUCCAUUGAAGACUCAAUGGCGAUGGUUGGUGUAGCGCUAGUGCUCUACGGUCUUAUCAAGUUCGCCUCUUGGACCUUCACCAGCUCAGGCUCCAACGAGGCUGAUAAACAGGACAAGAAAGACAAAUAAAGAAGAGCAAAGUCAACCGCUCUGGAAGUGUUAUACUGAACCACCAAACCUGGGAUGUCUUGGAUCAGGUUUCAGGAGUGACUGUCCACCUGUUCAAGGAGACAGUUAAUGUCUUUUUUUAUUACUAGCAUAGUGGUAAAUCUGUUUAAACUUUUACCCUUGGAGUAAUUUUUUUCACAGAUUCAGAGAGAAGCUUGCUUGUGUCAGUUGUGUUGUCACUACCUUGCACAAAUAUUGGGGAAUGCAUUUAAUGUUGUGCUAUAGUGAGAAGUUUCUGCUCACUCUUAAUGUGUGUGAUAUUUCUUUAAUCUUCCCCUUUAAAGCGAUACAACUGUAUUAUCAUAUUGGCCUCCCACUGUUUACAUACUGUAUCUUGUCAAAGACACUGGAAAAGGGCCUGAAACUUUUGUUGAAAUGAUAAUGUGUUGAAAUAUCUGCUUUAAUUUGGACACGUUAAUGCUUCCAUAUGAUGCCCCGCUGUUUAAAACAUUUAUCUUUGAGGGAUCGGAGGUGAGACCGUAUGUGUGUGUUUAAGAGAAAGAACUAAAACAUAUUUUGUAAAUUAACCAGGAGAGUAACAUUAAUAUCAGACCAAACAGUCUCUCAAACUUAAACAUAUUUUUGUAAAUACCUAGAAUAUAAUGUAUGUAUAUUGUGCCUUUUUUAUUAUAUGUGUGUUUUUGCAUUGGUGCAACUACUUUUAUCACCUGUUGAUAGAAAUUAUGCAAAAUUAAACUUACAUAAAAAUAUGAAGGAAAUGGUACAAACACAGAAAUUUAAUAAUCAAAAUGGAAGUCUGCAUUUUAAGUGAAAUAAACACAAGUCUCCAAACA